UUUUUUUCCGCGCGACAGAAUGAAAAGUAUGCUACCAGAACCACUGACGGGAUUCUUGGAGAAGCAGGAAAAUAUCAGAAGGUUAGUGACGAAGCCCAGCGUGCCGGUGAAAGAAGUCGAGGAUCCGCCGUGGGACACGCCGAGGAAGAGCUUGUUCAUCAAGCAGAGACCGUCGAAACUCAACGAACAACUCUUGGCGAAAUUUUCAAAAGAGACAGAAUCGACGCAUUCCUCUGGACUCAGGCUCGAUCAGCAGCCCGUAUUCGCGGAUCAGCUGAAACUGAUCGAGAAAUUAAAGUCCGAGCCGGGCGUGUACUUUUACUACAUGAUUUACGCGGUGGAUCGAUCCUCCAAGUUUUUUCACCCCUACGCCCUGACUAUAGUGCCGUACAAGAAAAUCGAUAAGGUCUACUUGACAAUGGGCCGAGACGGCGUGACGCAGUACAGCCCGACCGAAGUCGUUUUCACGCCCAUCGAUCAGUGGCAGCGAGAGUACAACGAUUAUCUGCUCCUCGUCAAGAUCAGAACCUUUCGGCUGUUCCGCAAAUGGAAGGCGUUCAACGUCUGGCGAAAGAUCGUCUUCUACACGAAAAUCACGCGCGCCAUGAGCCACAUGAACGGCCACCUGUUUCAUUGCGACGACGUGUUCAGAGCGGCUCUGCUGCGGGUCAAGGCGAUCAGCAGCUGCUACAUCGAUUCUUCCCUGGUCAACGUGUCGAUCGUGCAGAAACUCGCUCUGUUCGCCUUCGUCGAGUUGCAAUUCGAGCAAUUGGAGGACAUCGUGGAAAAAUUGAAGAGAGACAGAAAGACCGUAAUCGGUAUUUUGGACGGCGCGUGUCUGAGGUCGCUGCUCGACGCCGGAUUCACGCCCGACGACUCGAACAUCACCCUGGAGCAGACCGCUCUCGCGAAAAUCGGCGGAAAAGUCAAGAUGCCGAAGGACGGAAUAUUGAAAAUGAGCUACGUCGAGCAGGCGAGGAAAAAGACGAAAUGCUUGACGAUUUCCAGUUUCAUACGUUUCGUCGACUUCAAUCAAGCGACGAUGAUGCGCACACUGGUGCGCAAUACCUACGAGGAGCUUUUGACGGUGCUGAAGCGCCACACGAAAUACUUGCCGUGCGCCAGAGAGUACGAGGACACGAGGGUGGAUUUCGUCUUCGAUAACAAGCGAACGCCUAGAACACAGGUAAAUGAAUAUAGGGAAUCGCGCGUGAAUCAUCGGCUUUUCGAGCGGUAGUAACGUUCGUUCUUUCCAUCGCAGUUUCCGUACUUCGACGUGGACCUGCUGAUCAAGCCCGGCACCGGCAUCGUGUUCGAUCCCGCGGAGGAAAUAAUCUGGCACGUCCUGCAGACGCUGCAGUCCAUGUGGGAGGAGAAGCUGAAGAGCAUCAGGCCGUUCCUGUCCGACGAGCUGUUUUACAAGUUCACCCGACCGCUGAUAAACAAGAAAAUCGAGCCGCCCAUCUGCGCCGAGGCCGUGGACGUGGCCGCUCUCUUCCAGGACGACCGCGUGCUCACAGGCUACAAGCUGACUCUGCGCGACGUCGUCCAGCGGAACUUCGACGCGGUGAAGAAGUACUGCGAGCGAUUCCGCCACAUCCACGAGUACUACGAGGAGGACAUGGCCUUCGACGAGCGCGUGAUACGCGACAAUCUCAAGUACGAGCUGUUUCGCCAGUGGUGCGAGAGAUAUCGCCGGGAGGAGCAGGAGAUCAACGCGAUCGUGGAUCAGCAGUCGAUGGGCAUCUUUUAUCUCAAGUUUCGGAGAUUCAAGGAGUCGGCCCUGCCGGCGCCCAACAGGAAACAGGCGCUGCUGGCCGUCGUGCUGCCCAAGUUGGGCAAGAAGCGAGUCGACGCCCUGCUGAAGGAAGCCGAGGACGCGAUCGAGUUCUUGGGCAUCGAUCCCGUGACCACCGACGACUACGUGGCCUUCAUCAAGUUCGUGGACAAGGCGCAGAGCAAGGUCGACGCCAUGGAGUCCGAGCUCGAUUACAUCAAGGAGCUCUACGACAUCAUGGGAGAGUACAACAUUGCCGUGCCGCCGCAAGACAUGUCCACCUAUCUGGGAAUAAGCGUGUACUUCACGACGCUGAGGCUGUCGGUGGACAAGCGCCUCGAGGAGAGAACCAAGCUCGUCACCAAGUUCAACGCGCAGAUACAGAAGGACAUCAAUAUCCUCGUCGACGAGAUACAGAGGAUCAACGACGAGACGACGCAGUCCUGGCUGCUCGACCCGGAGAGCGACGUCAACGUCUGCCUCGAGGCGCUGAUCGACCUCAACGACCGACUGACCGAGUGCUCGAGCCUGGCCAGCGACUAUCGCAGCUUCCAGAAGUCCUUCAAGGUCGAGAUGACGCGAUUCGAGAUACUCGAGCAGGUGGUGGACGAGGUCAAGCUCAGGCUCAUGCUGUGGGACAGUCUGCUGGCCUGGGACACGACCAUCGCCAAGUGGUACCAGGACGAGUUCGAGACACUCAACGUCGAGGACAUGAACAACUUCGUGACGAAAAAUCUCAAGAACAUCAUGCAGCUGGAGAAAGGCUUGCCGGUCAACGUCAUCGUGCCGCAGCUCAAAGAAAAGGUCGAGACGUUCAAGGACAAAAUGCCGAUAAUCGGCUGCCUGCGCAAUCCGAACUUACGACAGCGUCACUGGACGAAGAUCGAGCUCCUGCUCAACUACAAAUUCAAGCCGGACGAUCCUCUGAAUCUGCGCAUAAUCGAGGACCUCGGCGCCUUCGGCUAUCAGAACGAGCUCAUGGAGAUAUCGAGCUCGGCCAGUUCCGAGGCGGGCCUCGAGGCGAUGCUCGCCAAGAUCGAGGAGACCUGGAAGAUCAUCGAGUUCGUCGUCAACAACCACAAGGACGCCAAGGACAUAUUCGUGCUGGGCACGCUCGAGGAGGUGCAGACCGCCCUGGACGACAGCAACAUCACCAUACAGACGAUAGCGGCGUCGAGGCACGUGGCCCCGAUCAAGCCGCGAGUCGACGACUGGCUCAAGCGGCUCGAUCUCUUCGCCAGGACGCUGGAGGCCUGGCAGUACUGCCAGCAGCAGUGGCUCUACCUCGAGGCGAUAUUCUCGGCGCCGGACAUACAGCGACAGCUGCCCAUCGAGGCCAAGCUCUUCGUCGCCGUCGACAAGUCCUGGAAGGACAUCAUGAGGAAGGUGGCGAAGAUGCCCCUGGCCCUGGAGAACUGCACGCAGCCGGGACUGUACGAGCAGUUCACCGAGAACAAUCGCAGCCUCGACAAGAUACUCAAGUGCCUCGAGGCUUAUCUCGAGACCAAGAGGAUAGCCUUCCCUCGAUUUUUCUUCCUGUCUAACGAUGAACUUUUAGAAAUUUUAUCACAGACGAGAAACCCUCACGCCGUUCAACGUCACCUCCAAAAGUGCUUCGACGCCAUAUUCCGGCUGGAUUUCGCUCCCGUCGACGACAAGGGCGGCAAAGCCCUGUCCGACGACAUCCUGGCCAUGGUGUCGCCCGAGGGCGAGCGCGUCGAGCUCGGAAAAGGAUUGAAAGCCCGCGGCAACGUCGAGAACUGGCUCAACAAGGUCGAGCAGGCCAUGUUCGUGAAUCUGAAGAAGAACAUGGAGCUGGCCCUGGCGGAUUACCCGAAGAAGGGCAGAAAGCACGUGAUCUGGAACUAUCCCUCGCAGAUCGUUCUGACGGUUUCGCAAAUAUUCUGGGCGGCCGACGUGCACAAGAUACUCGACUCCGCGGACCCGAUCGGCAACAUGAAGGGUUUCGAGGCCAAAUCCUACAAAAACUUGAACGAACUGGCAGCCCUGGUGCGAGGCGAGCUGCCCAAACUCGUGCGCGACGUCAUCAUCAAUCUCAUAACCGUGGACGUGCACGCCCGCGACACCAUCUCGAUCCUCGUCGAGAAUCAGGUCUCGUCCAGCAAGAGCUUCGACUGGACCAAGGCGCUGCGCUACUACUGGGACAAGAGCCGGGACAAUUGCUACGCGAGGAUGAGCAACGCCGAGUACCUCUACGGCUACGAGUACCUGGGCGCGCAGCGCAGACUGGUCAUCACCCCGCUGACCGACAAGUGCUACCUCUGCCUGAUGGGAGCUCUGCAGCUGGAUCUGGGCGGGGCGCCGGCCGGUCCCGCGGGCACGGGCAAGACCGAGACGACCAAGGAUCUGGCCAAGGCCCUGGCCAUACAGUGCGUCGUGUUCAACUGCUCCGAGGGACUCGACUAUAAAAUGAUGGGUCGAUUCUUCUCCGGGCUCGCGACCUCCGGCGCCUGGUGCUGCUUCGACGAGUUCAAUCGUAUCGACAUCGAGGUGCUUUCGGUCAUAGCCCAGCAACUCAUCACCAUUAGAAACGCCAAACUCAUUCGAGCCAAAGAGUUCAUGUUCGAAGGCCGCAAGAUAAGAUUGGUCAUGUCUUGCGCGUCGUUCAUCACCAUGAAUCCCGGAUACGCCGGUCGAACGGAGCUGCCGGACAAUCUCAAGUCCCUCUUUCGCCCCGUGUCCAUGAUGGUACCCGAUUACAAGCUGAUCGCCGAAGUGACCCUGUACUCCGAGGGUUUCGAGUCGUCGAAACCUCUGUCGAAAAAGAUGACCCUCAUGUACACUCUGUGCAGCGAGCAGCUGUCCCAGCAGGAUCAUUACGAUUUUGGAAUGAGGGCCGUCAAGAGUGUGCUCGUGAUGGCGGGCAGCUUGAAACGCGACAAUCCGGACAUCCACGAGAACAUCGUCCUCAUAAGGGCUCUCAGAGACAGUAAUCUGCCGAAAUUUUUGGCCGACGAUGCCGAGCUGUUUCAGGGUAUACUGGGAGAUCUGUUUCCCGGGGUAGUUUUGCCCGAAGAAGAUUACGGAGUGCUCCAACAAACCGCCGUAGAAAUUAUGAAAGAGUCGCUGUUGCAACCGGAGGCCUGCUCGAUAAACAAAGUCAUUCAGCUGCACGAGACGAUGCGCGUGAGACACGGAGUGAUGCUGGUAGGGCCCACCGGAGCCGGUAAAACAACAGUUCUCAACGUUCUCAAAGAAUCUUACGGCAGACUGAACGAAAUGGGAAUAAAGAAUCAGUACUACCAGAAGGUGCUCAUGUACACGAUGAAUCCGAAAGCCGUGACGAUGGGCGAGCUCUACGGCGAGGUGAGUCUCGCCUCGAACGAGUGGCACGACGGCCUGCUGGGGGUCGUCGUGCGCAUAGCCUGCGCCGCCCAGAGCGAGGACCACCAGUGGGUCGUCUGCGACGGACCGGUGGACGCCGUCUGGAUCGAGAACAUGAACACCGUGCUCGACGACAACAAGAUGCUCUGCCUCGCCAAUUCCGAGCGCAUCAAGCUCACGCCCUACGUGCACAUGAUCUUCGAGGUGGCCGAUCUGGCCCAGGCCUCGCCCGCCACGGUCAGCCGCUGCGGCAUGGUCUAUCUCGAUCCGACGGAGCUCAAGUGGAUGCCCUACGUGAAGACCUGGAUAGCCACGAUCUCGGAGCGGCUGUUCAAGAAGGAGAUAGCGCCGUUUCUGCUCGAGCUGUUCUCCAAGUACGUCGAGGCCGGCUUGGUGUUCUUCCGGAAGAACUGCGACCACGCCAUCGCCCAGGUGGACAUCAGCAAGGUGUCGAUGCUGUGCGCCCUGCUGGAGAGUCUGAUCCUCGAGCCCGGGGCCAUCGACCGGACCGCCGAUCUCAGCAAGAUCAAGACUUUCUUGACCCAGGCCUUCGUGUUCUCGUACAUCUGGUCCAUAGGCGGUAACGUCGUGGAUAACUCGAGGGAGACCUUCGAGUACUUCGUCAGAGAGCUCUUCGACAACGACGUGAAUGCCAAUUUGCCGUCGUCCUCCGAUCUGUGGGAUCUCUUCGUCAAUACCCAAGACAAGCGCAUGGAGGUGUGGAAAAAACUCAUGCCUACGUUCACGUUCGACCCCGCGGUGCCGUUCUUCGAGGUCCUCGUGCCGACCAUCGACACGGUUCGCUUCGGCUACGUCAUGGAAAAAUUGCUGCAGGUCAACAAGCCCGUUCUCUUUACCGGAAGCACAGGCGUCGGUAAAUCGGUGAUCGCCAAAUUGGUGCUGAACACGAUGGAGUCGUCCGGCAAGUGGACCCCGAUCGUGCUGAACUUUUCCGCCCAGACGAGCAGCGGCCAGACCCAAGAGAUUCUCGAGCUGAAGCUCGAGAAAAAGAAGAAGACGGUGCUGGGGGCCAAAGUCGGCAAGAGAGUCUGCGUGUUCAUCGACGACAUCAACAUGCCCAAGCUCGAUACUUACGGCUCUCAGCCGCCCAUCGAAUUGAUAAGGCAGGUAGUGGACAGCGGAGGUUUCUACAACAAAGACAAGAUAUACUGGAAAUACAUACAGGACGUGGUUCUGAGCGCCGCUUGCGCGCCACCUGGUGGCGGUCGAAAUCCCAUCACGCCCAGAUUGAUGCGACACUUCGCCAUGCUGGUCAUUCCGUCGCCCACCGAGGACUCGUUAAAGUCCAUAUUCAGAUCCAUCAUGAGAGGAUUUCUGAAGGAUUUCGCCCAACCGGUGGUCGACAUCGGCGACAGAGUAGUCAGCGCCGCCGUCGAGAUCUACGGUCGAAUAGCCGAGGACCUUCUGCCCACCCCCGAGAAGAGUCACUACAUAUUCAACCUUCGCGAUCUCUCCAAGUGCAUCCAGGGCAUACUGCAAGCCGACUCCGGGGUGGUUCGCGAGGCCAAGCACCUGCUCAGGCUCUUCUAUCACGAGUGCCUGCGAGUCUUCCACGAUCGCCUCAUCAAUUCCCAGGACAAGACGUACUUCUAUCGGCUGCUGUCGGGCAUCUGCAGCACGACCUUCAGCGACGCCGUCCUCGAGCUGCCCGAGACCGACGAGGAGCUCAUGGCCAAUCCGCCGCUGCUGCUCUACGGCGACUUUCUCGAGUUCGGCGCGCCGCCCGAGAAACGUCUGUACGAGGAGAUCGUCGAUCUCGAUCGCACCCGAGUCGUGCUUCAGGAUUAUCUGGACGACUACUGCGUGCAGACGUCCAAGGACAUGGGUCUGAUAUUUUUCCUGGACGCCAUCGAGCACCUGUGCAGAUUGGCCAGGAUACUGAGAUCGGAGAGGGGCAACGGGUUGCUGGUGGGCGUCGGUGGCAUGGGAAAGCAGAGCUUGACCAGAUUGGCCUCGCACAUGAACGGAUACAGGUGUCACCAGAUCGAAGUCAGCCGAGGCUACGACAAAAACGCCUGGAACGAAGACUUGCGUAAAUUUUACUUCCGGCCGGGCGCCUACGCGGAGCACGAGACGUUUCUGUUCACCGACACUCAGAUCGUCGUCGAGGAAUUUCUCGAGGACAUUAACAAUACAUUGAAUUCAGGAGAGGUGCCUAAUUUAUUCGAAGCCGACGAGCUCGAACGCGCCAUCAUAGCUACGAGACCCGCGGCCAAGGAAGCCGGCAUCGACGAGUCCAACCGCGACGCCAUUUAUUUGUACUUCAUAGGCCGCGUGAGGAACUAUCUGCAUCUGAUGCUCUGCAUGAGUCCAGUCGGAGAGGCAUUUCGCCGUCGUUGUCGGAUGUUUCCGUCGCUCGUCAAUUGCUGCACAAUCGAUUGGUACUCCAAGUGGCCGAACGAAGCUCUCCUGUCCGUGGCAGUUAAAACAAUCAGCACCGUGAUCGCGGACGACGAGGAAAAAGUUCACUCUCUGGCGUCUAUUUGCGUUCUCAUGCACGAGAGUGUCGAGGCAAUGACGGUGAGAUUCUUCGAAGAAAUGAGACGCAGGUAUUACACGACUCCGAGCAGCUAUUUGGACCUGUUGAAGUUAUAUUUGAACACGUUCGAUAUGAAAAAUACGAAAAUCGGCACGAAGAGGAGUAGAAUCGGCAAUGGUUUGAAUAAACUAAAAGAGACCAACGAAAUGGUAGCUGUGAUGAAGGUCAACAUCAUCGCUUUGAAGCCCCAAUUGAAAAUCAAUUCCGAGGAGGUGGGUAAAUUGAUGAUAAUCGUCGCGAAAGAAAAGGCAGAGGUCGAUAAAGUACGAGAAGUCGUAGCCGCGGACGAGGCAGUUGCUAAAGCUCAAGCGGAAAUGACCGAGGCCUUGGAGCAAGAAGCUCGAAAAGAUCUGGAAGCUGCUUUGCCGGCCCUGCAGGAAGCUCAAAAUGCCUUGGCCGCUUUAAAUAAGAACGACAUCAAUGAAAUCAAAGUGUUUAAUAAACCACCACCACUGGUUCGUUUCGUCUUGGAAGCGGUUUGUUUGCUACUGGGAGAAAAACCCGAUUGGCAAACGGCAAAGAGCAUUUUGAGCGAUCUCAAAUUUUUAGAACGCUUGAUAGCUUAUCCUAUAGACAGCGUCAGCGACAAAUUGUUGAAGAAGCUGCAAACGUACACCAUGAAUAAAGAUUUUUGGCCCGAUAUCGUGGCCAAACAGAGCAAAGUGUGCAAGUCCUUUUGCAUUUGGGUACGAGCGGUCGACGGCUACGCCAAAAUAUCACGAAUCGUCGAGCCGAAGAAGCAAAAACUGAAGGAAGCCGCGGAGGAGAUGGAAAUUAUCGCCGAGAUUCUGCGCGAAAAGCAGGAGGCGUUGGCGAGCGUCGAGAGGCAGAUCAAAAAUCUCCAGAACCAGUACGACGGCGCCGUCAAGCGACUGGCCGAUCUGGAGUACACGAUGGUGCUGAGCGAGGCUCGACUGGGCCGAUCGGAGAGACUGACCUCGGCCCUGGCCGACGAGGAGGUCCGAUGGAUCGAGGAGAUGAAGGAGUUCGAGAAGCAGAUGGCUUGCAUCGCGGGCGACACACUCGUAGCCGCGGGUGGCCUGGCCUACCUGGGCGCCUUCACCAGUUUUUACCGCGAACUCCUGCUGACCACGUGGCUGGAGAACUGCGAGAGGCUCGAGAUCGUCACUACCCCGAAUUUCAGUAUCGUCAACGUCCUCGCGGACCCGUACGACGUGCGCGUCUGGAACAGUUUCGGCCUGCCCAGGGACCAGGUGAGCACGGAGAACGCCAUACUGGUGACCCAGGCGGGUCGCUGGCCCCUCAUGAUCGACCCGCAGGAGCAGGCCAAUCGCUGGAUACGCUCGAUGGAGCAGCAGCACGGCAUCAGGGCCUGCAAGAUGACCGACGGCAACUUCAUGCGCACGAUGGAGGCCUGCAUCAGCACGGGCACGCCGAUUCUGCUGCAGGAGAUCGGCGAGACGCUCGAUCCCAGCCUCGAGCCGAUACUGCUGAAGCAGACUUUUGUACAGGGUGGCCGAACGUUGAUCCGUCUCGGUGACAACGACGUCGAGUACGACGCGAAUUUCCGCCUGUACAUAACGACGAAGAUGGCGAAUCCGCACUACCUGCCUGAGAUCUGCAUCAAAGUGACCAUCGUCAAUUUCACCGUCACCCCCAGUGGACUGGAGGAUCAGCUACUGGCCGACGUCGUGCGCAUCGAGAAACCCGAGCUCGAGACGAUGCGCAACGAGCUCAUCGCCCAGAUCAACGCCGACAAGAGCCAGCUGGACGGCAUCGAGGAUCGCAUCCUGACGCUGCUGUUCAGCUCCGAGGGCAACAUACUCGACAACGAGGAGCUGAUCGAGACGCUGAACGAGAGCAAGGAGACGUCGGCGGUGAUAGCGUCGCGCCUCAUCGACACCGAGGCCACCGAGGUCGAGAUCUCGGGGGCGCGCGAGGACUAUCGCCGAGUGGCCACACGUGGCUCGGUGCUCUACUUCGUCGUGGCGAAUCUGGCCAUCAUCGACUCGAUGUAUCAGUUCUCGCUCAAGUACUUCAAUCAGAUCGUCAACACGGUGACGCAGACGAGCGAGAAGGUGCCGGAUCUGCAGCAACGACUGCAGAUUCUCUGCGACGAGAUCACCAUGGCCAUAUUCACCAACGUGUCGCGAGGACUCUUCGAGAGGCACAAGAUCGUUUACAGCUUCAUGAUGAACAUCGCCAUACUGCUGGACGCGGGCACGGUUAAGAGUAGUCAGUGGAAUUUUCUGCUGCGAGGGCCGGAUCAAUUGACCACGAUCAAGAAACCGGAUUAUCCAACUCUCACUGAUCCAAUGUGGAGCAGCGCCAAUUAUCUCGCCAAUAAUUUUCCCGUUUUCGAGCACAUAAUGGACGACAUAUUUAAAAAAAUAACCAUCAACAUUGACGUUUACGAAGAGCACAUCAAUAUUUUACCCGACAACAAGCAAUCAUCCAAGCACAAGUGGAACGAAAUACUCACCGACAUCGAGAAGCUCAUGCUUUUGAAGGCCUUGAAAGAGGAAAAAUUGAUCUUCGGUAUCACGGCCUUCGUGAAGAAAAACAUGGGACAGAAGUACGUCGAGUCUCCCAUGAUUUCGCUGCAGGUUUUAUUCCCAGACACGUCGAAAGAGACUCCGUUGGUGUUCGUGCUGAGCACCGGCUCGGAUCCCUUCAACGUCUUCAUGAAAUUCGCCUUCGAGAUGGGCUUCGGUGAAAGAUUCGAGUCGAUAUCUCUGGGCCAAGGACAAGGUCCGAUCGCCGAGGCUCUCAUCCGCGACGGCUGCGACAAGGGCAAGUGGAUAUUCUUGCAGAACUGUCACCUGGCCACCUCGUGGAUGCUCGAGCUCGAGAGCAUAGUCAUCGAGAUAUCCGAGGAUCCGCACGCGGUGCACGACGACUUCCGGCUGUUUCUGAGCUCGAUGCCGAGCACGGGCUUCCCCGUGUCGGUGCUGCAGAACUCGAUCAAGGUGACGAACGAGCCGCCCAAGGGCCUCAAGGCCAACGUCAAGCGGGCCUUCUUCGAUCUCGAGGAGGACUUCUUCCAGGGCCACGAGCUCGCGGAGAGGUGGCGCCGCAUGAUAUUCGGCGUGUGCUUCUUUCACGCCAUCAUACAGGAGCGCAAGAAGUUCGGCCCGCUCGGCUGGAACAUCAUCUACGAGUUCAGCGACAGCGAUCGCGAGUGCUGCCUGCUGAAUCUCAAGAUGUUCUGCGUGAACGAGACGAUACCCUGGGACGCGUUGAUCUACACCACCGGCGAGAUCACCUACGGCGGAAGGAUCACCGACAAUUGGGAUCUGCGCUGCUUGAAGACCAUUUUGCACUCUUACUUCUCGCCGAUGACGCUGGAUACAGCUUACGUGUACUCGCCAUCCGGAAAAUACUACUGUCCCGUACGCGAGACUCUGGACGAGUAUCGCGAAUUCAUCGACACUUUCCCCAUUAUCGAGGAUCCGGAAAUAUUCGGCAUGCACGAAAACGCCAAUAUCGCUUUUCAGUUGAAAGAGUCGAAAACCAUGAUGAACACCAUCAUGGAGGUGCAGCCGAAAGUUGGCUCUGGUGGGGAGGGAAAGUCGAGCGCCGAUAUCGCCUACGAAUUGGCCGACCUGAUAAUGUCGAAGAUAGCGGUGAAAAUCGACAUAGACACGUGUCAUCCGAAGCAUCUCAAAAAAGACAAAACCGGCAGAUUGGCUUCGCUGACCGUCGUGCUACUGCACGAAGUCGAGAGGUACAACAUUUUAUUGAAAGUCAUCCGUACGUCGAUGGAAAAUUUACAACGGGCAAUCAAGGGAUUCAUCGUCAUGUCCGAGGAGCUCGAGAACGUUUUCAACUCUUUGGUGAAUAAUCAGGUCCCCCGAUUGUGGGCCAACACAAACGUCUAUCCGUCGCUAAAGAGCUUGGGCAGCUGGAUCAGAGAUUUGGAGCUAAGAAUAGACUUCAUACAGAUGUGGUUGACCGUCGACAAGCCCACCUCCUUCUGGAUCUCCGGCCUGUCGUUCCCGCAAGGCUUCAUCACGGGCAUCCUGCAGACCCACGCGCGAAAGCACAACAUACCGAUCGACCAGCUGAAGCUCGACUUCGCCGUGACCAAGGUCGUGCUGGACCAGGACGACAUCGAGACCGCCCACAAGGCGGCCAACAACAAGGAGGUGCCGAGCGUCUACAAGAACCUGCAGGUGCCCGAGGACGGCGUGCUCGUUCACGGCCUGUACAUCGACGCCGGCCGCUGGGACUUUCGCGCGCAGAGCCUCGCGGACGCCAACAAGGGCGAGAUGAAUCCGCCCCUGCCCUGUCUGCACGUGAUGCCCGUGGUCGAGCUGCCGGACCAAGAUCGUCGCUACGUGGCGCCGCUCUACAAGACCAGCAUCAGGGCGGGCACCCUGUCGACCACGGGCCACAGCACGAAUUUCGUCAUGCCCGUGCUGCUGCCCGCCUCGAGGGAGCAGGCCUACUGGAUUUUGAAGGGCACGGCGUUGCUCGUACAGAUUACGAAUUGA
This is a messenger RNA of Trichogramma pretiosum, 12139 nucleotides long. RefSeq names its product dynein heavy chain 6, axonemal (gene Dhc16F). The record is from RefSeq and is a predicted model, not a curated record. Gene Ontology annotation, cellular component: dynein complex. Gene Ontology annotation, molecular function: dynein intermediate chain binding; minus-end-directed microtubule motor activity; dynein light intermediate chain binding. Gene Ontology annotation, biological process: microtubule-based movement. The transcript has 42 exons. Lineage: Eukaryota; Metazoa; Arthropoda; Insecta; Hymenoptera; Trichogrammatidae.